Molecule: messenger RNA, 1521 nt
Organism: Thalassophryne amazonica
Lineage: Eukaryota; Metazoa; Chordata; Actinopteri; Batrachoidiformes; Batrachoididae
Gene: exosc7
Product: exosome component 7
Exons: 8
Coding region: 63-938 (291 amino acids)
Biological process (GO): nuclear polyadenylation-dependent mRNA catabolic process; U1 snRNA 3'-end processing; TRAMP-dependent tRNA surveillance pathway
Cellular component (GO): cytoplasmic exosome (RNase complex); nuclear exosome (RNase complex)
Source: RefSeq, a predicted model, not a curated record
CCGGUGACCAAAUCGAGCUCAACUGCAGACGCAGAAAGUGAGCGACGCGUUGUUUAGACGUUAUGGCAACGAUACAAGUUAGCGAGGCUGAGAGAGUGUACAUUUUACACGGUAUAGCGGAUGACUUCCGAGUGGACGGCAGACGCUGUGAGGACUACAGGCACGUGGACGUCGAGACUGACGUAGUUUCAAACACAGACGGAUCUGCUAAAGUCACACUGGGAGAGACCACAGUUUUAGUGGGUAUUAAGGCUGAAAUUGGAAAGCCAAGGCCUGCACAACCAGAUGAAGGCUAUUUGGAGUUCUUUGUUGACUGUUCAGCCAAUGCAACCCCAGAAUUUGAGGGGCGAGGUGGGGAGGAGCUGGGCACGGAACUGAGUAACACUCUUUACAAAGUCUUCAGCAACAAGCACACGGUGGAUCUGAAGAGCUUGUGUAUCAGUGCCGGGGAGAACUGCUGGGUGCUUUACGUGGACGUGCUGCUCCUGCAGUGUGAUGGAAACUUGUAUGACGCCAUCUCGAUAACUAUUAAAGCAGCGCUCUUCAACACCAAAAUCCCCAAAGUCCACAUGUCGGCCGACGACGAAGGCGUGCAGGAAAUCGAGGUGUCGGAUGACCCCUACGAUUUUGUGAGACUGAAUGUGGACAACGUUCCGUGCAUAGUGACCUUGUGCAAGGUGGGCCACAGACAUGUGGUGGAUGUGACCCUGCAGGAGAAGGCCUGUUCCGUGGCCAGCCUCAUCAUCGCCGUCACACAGAAGGGCACAAUAACUUGCAUGAGGAAAGUGGGCGGAGGCAGCUUGGAUCCGGAGAGUAUCUUUGAAAUGACAGAGGCUGGUAAACGAGUGGGGAAGGCUCUUCACACUCCUCUCAUGAAGGUGCUGCAUCAGGAGGAAACUUUGGGAAAGAAGAAACAGAAAGUGGGAUUCUUCGGUUAGACCCCCACCCAAAAUGUGGUGCACGUGUUCAUAAUUUGUUUAAUAAAAUGUAUAAUUUGUACAAUGUUUCUGGCAGUUUGACUUUUACACUUUUCUGUGGCAAUUUUAAGGAAUGUUGAAACAGUAUUACUUAAUCAAAAAUCAGAUUUUACAUCUCUUUUGUGUGUGUGUGUGUGUGUGUGUGUGUGUGUGUGUGUGUGUGUGUGUGUGUGUGUGUGUGUGUGUGUGUGUGUGUGUGUGUGUGUGUGUGUGUGUGUGUGUGUGUGUGUGUGUGUGUGUGUUUUGGGGGGGUAUGUUUGAGGCACAACAUGACCCAGUCUGUUUUCAUUACAAUGUCUAGUUUAGAGCAGAGGUACCCAAUUUAGUGUUGCAUAAUUGUUAGGAUGAUUAGUGUUUUUAAUUUUUUUGUAAUUUUAUUUUAGAUUUAUAAUAUCAAUUUUAUCAAUUUUUAAAUGAGGAUACCUGUAAUUGUACUGUAUGUAGGUAUUUCACACUGUUUUCUGUGUGUGUGUUAUCUCCUGUAAUCUUCCAUGAAGAACGUUACCAUAAGUAAACAAUAAAAGCAUUUUUUUUUUUUAUCUGA